AUGGCACCUCGGCGUGGAAAAGCGGUCGCUCACGCGAAGACCACAACCACUAACAACACUACCAAACCUCCCAAGCUCCCUGCCAAUGACAAAGCUACCGACACUGAUACCGAUCUGUCUGACUACGACUCGGGUAUUGACCAGCCUGCGCCCACCAAUACCAAAGCCACUUCCAAGAAGCGCAAGGCCAAGAAACAAGCCUCCAAGCCACAGGGCAACAAGAAGCAAUUGAAAUAUCUCAAGAGAUAUGGCGAAGCCCCUGAAGCCAAGUCAUUGUUGGAUGAUGCUGAUGAUCAAUACCCUGCUCUCGAUGUCCCCAAUGAUCCCAACCCAUGGGCUGGCAUAACUCAAGUUCGUCAGGACCCAAAGGUCGUCUCUCUUCAUGUCAACAGCAAUGCCGGUGCAAUGGGAACCAUCAACAUCAAUAUUGCAGAUAUUCUCGCUUCUGCUGGCUUGAAGCUGGCUCUCAAUUCAGUUGCCCUUGGUACUCCAGGUGUAGCAUUGGAGAAUGCGCCUUCAGCCUUGUCUAAGAACGACAAGGUUGCGACCACCAAGAACCGCGUCAUCAGAUCCAGUGGCUUUUUGAAGAUUCCAGGAGAGUUGCGUGACAAAAUCUACCGCUUGUUGUUGCUUGGAGACAAGCCUGUCAAUUUCGACAAGCGCACCGGCUUUGGCGGUCGAUCUGUCGCUUUCUUGAGAACCUGCAAGACCAUUGCUGAGGAAGGCACCGACGUCUUGUAUGGCGAGCACUCGUUUCAUUUGGCCCGCACUCCCCAAUUUCGUGGCAAGUUCUUUGAGAAAGACUGGAGUGAGAUUGCAUAUCAAGACAUUCGCCGCUUUCUUGAGACCAUCGGCCCUGUCAACAUCUCCAAGAUGAAGUUCAUCUCGUUCGCCAUGACCGAUGGUCCGAGCCGUUUGACCCAAGCCUUGCCCAAUGUCGAGCAUCUCAGAUUUGCCAAUGAUCCCACUAUGCACCACAUCCUUCGCCUGAUUGGAGACAACGCGAGUUUGACUCGACUUGGUCUUUUGUUCUCCGGUCGCGGCAAGGUCACAGGUGCCGACUUCCACUUUUUGAAUGCUCUCACCGAGAUCAAAUGCAACCAAUUGGACCUUUUCGGCCGUGGAUACCCGGGUGCCGGUGAUCGCUUCCGCGUCGAUCGUCACCUAGUGCCAAAGUUGCGUGAGCUCAUGGUCGUCAAGAGAGAGGAUGACGAGAACAUCGACCUCAAGAAGCAUAUGUCAAAGGUUGAAAUGGUUUACAAAGAUUCGCACAUUUUUGCCACCAAUACCACUUACUUCUACUAG
Molecule: messenger RNA, 1305 nt
Organism: Exophiala bonariae
Lineage: Eukaryota; Fungi; Ascomycota; Eurotiomycetes; Chaetothyriales; Herpotrichiellaceae
Exons: 1
Coding region: 1-1305 (434 amino acids)
Source: RefSeq, a predicted model, not a curated record